GAGCCUGACAACAUCCGGGCCCCGGCGCUGGAGAGGCUCCGCGGCCGGUUACUAUGGAGACGGGCUGCUACAACCACUUGGCCGGAUUCCACCCUGGAGGACCGCUCCUGGGAUUAGCCGGAUUAGUUUAUGCGUAUUGAUCCAGCCGACCGCUCAACAGUUCUUUACUGCUUCAAUUGGGUGUAGAAAAAGGGCCACGUCCUCUCGGUACUCGCUGGCCUUCUUGCCAUCAGCUGCAGGAAAACACUGCGUUUGCGGAAAAAAUAAAGAAGACGUCGAGAAUGACCGAGUGCGACUGGGAUAAGAAAAGUACUUCAGCUUCAAAUUCAGACACAGAAAUGAAACCUGAACUGCCUCCUUGUGUGAAUCCUGGCAAUCCGGUGUUUUCAUGUAUGUUGGAUCCAAAGACACUCCAUACGACUACCUCACUAUCAAAACCCAAGAUGAUUAUGUAUAAAACCAAUUCAAGUAAUUAUGGUGAAUUUUUACCUAUGCCACAGUUUUUCCCCUGCUAUUAUAAUCCAAGGGAGCAAGUAUUUUCUAGUCAUAUCAGAGCAACUGGAUUUUAUCAAAAUAACACUCUAAACACUGCACCUGACAGAACAAGAACCCUUGAUUUCCCUAAUUUUCAACACACUCUAUGAAAGUAUGUUACUCUUAAAGAGAAAAUAUAUUCAGGAAAAAUGAGUUUUAAAUCUAAGACUGGGAUAUCUAAUUUGAAAUAUAAAAAAGUCUUCAAGUAAUUUUAAAAAAUACCUUUGACAAAUAAAGCAUUUCAACUGAUAA
Molecule: messenger RNA, 786 nt
Organism: Capra hircus (goat)
Lineage: Eukaryota; Metazoa; Chordata; Mammalia; Artiodactyla; Bovidae
Gene: PIERCE2
Product: chromosome 10 C15orf65 homolog
Exons: 2
Coding region: 282-644 (120 amino acids)
Biological process (GO): axoneme assembly
Cellular component (GO): axonemal microtubule
Source: RefSeq, a predicted model, not a curated record